Odobenus rosmarus divergens (Pacific walrus) is the source of this 2616-nucleotide messenger RNA. It is a transcript of the gene EIF4E2, whose product is annotated as eukaryotic translation initiation factor 4E family member 2. Gene Ontology annotation, biological process: translational initiation. The transcript has 7 exons. Gene Ontology annotation, cellular component: eukaryotic translation initiation factor 4F complex; cytoplasm. Gene Ontology annotation, molecular function: RNA 7-methylguanosine cap binding; translation initiation factor activity. The record is from RefSeq and is a predicted model, not a curated record. Lineage: Eukaryota; Metazoa; Chordata; Mammalia; Carnivora; Odobenidae. The coding region runs from base 57 to 761 and encodes 234 amino acids.
GACCCGGCGGAGCGGAAGUCACUCCGUGAGGCAGUGGCGACGGCGGCGGUGAGAGGAUGAACAACAAGUUCGACGCAUUGAAAGACGAUGACAGUGGGGACCAUGAUCAGAAUGAAGAAAACAGCACACAGAAAGAUGGUGAGAAGGAAAAAACAGAACGAGACAAAAGUCAGGGCAGCAGUAAGAGGAAGGCUGUUGUCCCUGGACCAGCAGAGCAUCCCCUGCAGUACAACUAUACUUUCUGGUACUCCAGAAGGACCCCCGGCCGUCCCACCAGCUCACAGAGCUAUGAACAGAAUAUCAAACAGAUUGGCACCUUUGCCUCUGUGGAGCAGUUCUGGAGGUUUUAUAGCCACAUGGUACGUCCUGGGGACCUGACAGGCCACAGUGACUUCCAUCUCUUCAAAGAAGGAAUUAAACCCAUGUGGGAGGAUGAUGCAAAUAAAAAUGGUGGCAAGUGGAUUAUUCGGCUGCGGAAGGGCUUGGCAUCCCGUUGCUGGGAGAAUCUUAUCCUGGCCAUGUUGGGGGAACAGUUCAUGGUUGGGGAGGAGAUCUGUGGGGCUGUGGUCUCUGUCCGGUUUCAGGAGGACAUUAUUUCAAUAUGGAAUAAGACUGCCAGUGACCAAGCAACCACAGCCCGAAUCCGGGAUACGCUUCGGCGAGUGCUUAACCUACCUCCCAACACCAUUAUGGAGUACAAAACCCACACCGACAGCAUCAAGGACAAUUCAAGCUUUCGAAAUACAAAAAUCACAUUGUGAAAGUACUCAAGCUGGCAAUAAUCCUUUUCUGUCUGUGUGUGUUUGUCCGAAAUGGAUGGGAGGUCUCCAGCUGGUCCUUCCAUCUGCUCACUGAAGGGACGUCCCUGAGCCGUGUGCUCCCCUUUUGCACUCAUUCCUGGAGGACGGAUUCCGCUAGACACCCUCCAGCAUCGCUGACUUUAUAAAGCGGAAAAACAGAAAACGUGACUUUGUAAUAGACAAACUUUUUUUUAAAUGGGAUUCUGUCGGGGUGGGGGGAGUUCAGCCUUUCGUUUUGCUGUGUGCUGUCCAGAUGCCUGUCGGGCGUUCUGUUGUGCUCUUCUCUGCUGUACAAAGGGCAUCAUGACCACGUGUACAAGCCAGAGCUGUCAACUGAGAGUUAUCAGUAUUAUGAAUGUCUGUGCAUCCAGGAAAAGCUUUUUGUUGGAGAGUCCCGGAAUAGCUAUAAAUGCUCUCUUCUAGCUCUGCCGUUAAAUUAUUGGGACAUUUUGUUUAUUUCUCUCCCCUCUUCCCCCAAGCCCACCAUUUUCUGAAAAUGUGUUACUGAUUGUGUAUAGUCUCCUGCCUUAUGCCCUCCAGUCCUCCCGCCUGUGGGACUCUUUCUUCUUAGGCACUGCUGCACUUAGAAAUUUAAGCCAGUGGGCCACACUGGUUUCACUGAGGCGGCUCAGAAGGUAUGCCUUGGUAAAUUAAACUGGAGCAGAAUCCAGUGUGAUUAGGAGCUAAGUUAUAAUAGCGGUUCCAAGUGCAGGAUUUGGAGCUGAGGGCAAUGUCUGAAACCAGAUGAGCAGGGCCUGUGUGUCCAGCCUGUUUCUGUGGGUUCUUGCAUGACCCUCAUUGAGGAAGGGAAGCAAAGGCUUGGUUGUCACCCAGUAUUAACACUUCAUGUGGUGAAUUCUAUGAUCCCGAAACUGGGGCAUCUGACGAAAAGGUGACCGUGAUGGGUAGCUUUCUUUGCAUGGCUGUGCCCGUCUGCAGUGGUUGAGGAAACCUGCUUUCCAUCCGUAUCACUUGGUAGAUACGCUAGUUAGUGUGUGCUGAUCCAUGAUACCCAGACAGAAACCUCUCGUAGGCCACUGCCAAACAUGCUUUAAAAAUGACGGUCAUGCAUCAGAGAAGCCAGGUGACCUGACUCCAGAAGGACUGAAGUCAGAGAGGUCAAAAGAGCACCUAGGAUUGAAAUAAGUACUGAGUACGAGUCCUACAGCAACCUCCAAGGAGCACUGUCUUACUUGGCUCUUGUGAGCAGAGAUCGCAGUACCUUAAAUUAAGGCCUCUCCUAAAACCUAUCCUUGAAGGCCAGGCCCUUAGCCACCUGGUCUCAGAGAAAUCAUAUGAGAGUAACAGGCAUUUCCUUAUUGUAUUUAUAUUACUCUCUUCCUACUUUCCAACUCCCGAACACCUUCUAAUUACCACUGUCUUGGGAUGCUUUUUCCCCCAAAAGAACGGGAGUACAGGAGCCAAAAGGGAGGUGCUUCCAUUACAGGUGAAGUUAGAUCUACAGAGAAGAAGAUCUAGCAGUGAUUUAAACUCCAGGAGUAUGAAGAAUGAAUUGUAGUGCCCAGACAGUUGUGAAGGGCUCAGGCAAAUAUAGGAGCAACAUUGGCUAAAAUGGGGAGCAAAGGCUGCUUCCUGAGUAUUUGUCUAGACCCCAGGAAGGGCUUCACUUUUGCCUACACUCAGAUUUGCCAUGAGAAUCCCAAAGAGAGCAGACGUUUGGAUUUGCCCUCCUUGGGGCAUCUGCCUGACUAUUAACAUGUGUGCGAGCGGGUGCGUAUGUGUAUAAUGUGUUCAUGAGGGAGGGUUCUGUCAGGCUGAGUGCUUAGGUGUAUUGUCUGUAUUCAUAUUUUUGCGC